Psammomys obesus (fat sand rat) is the source of this 502-nucleotide messenger RNA. It is a transcript of the gene Leap2, whose product is annotated as liver enriched antimicrobial peptide 2. The record is from RefSeq and is a predicted model, not a curated record. The transcript has 3 exons. Gene Ontology annotation, biological process: antimicrobial humoral immune response mediated by antimicrobial peptide; defense response to bacterium. Lineage: Eukaryota; Metazoa; Chordata; Mammalia; Rodentia; Muridae. Bases 44 to 274 code for a protein of 76 amino acids.
CUGGCCCCUGGCUUUCAGGCUCCAACAUCUUCCUUCUGCCAAUAUGUUACAGCUCAAACUCUUUGCAGUGCUCCUGGCUUGCUUGCUGCUGUUGGGCCAGGUCAGUGGCUCCCCAGUACCAGAGCUGAGUCCAGCGAAGAGAGCCCGGAGAAUGACCCCGUUUUGGAGAGGGGUUUCCCUCAGGCCCAUUGGUGCAUCGUGCCGGGAUGAUUCGGAGUGUACCACAAGACUGUGCAGAAAAAGACGCUGUUCCCUAAGUGUGGCUCAGGAGUGAUGUUCAUACCAGGGGAAGAGUCACCUCCAACAGUUGCAUGGAAUAUUGGUUAACUACAUCUUAGCUGGAGAUACUAAAGCGAAGCAGUCUUGUGUUUUUAAUAUUUAAAGACAGAUACUUGCUUUAAACUGGUCUCCAUUUCUUCUUAGAAUGUUGUUGAUUUGUAUAUAAACUAAGUUUGUCAGAGUUUAUUUUUCUAGAAAAACUAUUAAAUGUCUCAAAUCUAAA